AUGUUGCCCAUAGCAUAUGCUGUAGUUGAGGUCGAAAACAAAGACAACUGGACUUGGUUUUUGGAGCUUCUUAUUGAGGACCUUGGUGGCAAAGAUGUGUGUGCAGGAAUCACGUUUAUUUCAGACCAACAAAAGGGUCUUUUGGGAGCUUUCCAAGAUCUUCUACCUGGGGUAGACCAAAGAUUUUCAAUAGCCACACAUCCACAACAAUGGGAAGCUGAAAUGAUGAACAUAAAAGCCAUCAAUGUUGACGCUUUUAAAUACUUGAUUGGCAUUUCACCUAGGUUUUGGUCAAGAUCUAGAUUCACAUCUACAUCAAAAUGUGACACCCUUGUGAACAACAUGAGCGANGCCUUUAAUAGUGUGCUAGUUGAUAGUAGGUGUAAGCCUAUUAUUAGCAUGUUAGAAGACAUUAGGGUAUAUAUUAUGAAAAGAUGGGCUGCCAAUAGGACAAAGAUGAUUUCAUAUCAAGCUUCAGUCUGCCCUAAGGUUUGGAACANAUUUCAGAAGGAGUCAUGGUUAGGUAGAUAUUGGUUACCAAGGUGGUCNAGAGAGAAACUAUUUGAAGUUAUUCAUAUUUCACAAUUUNGCCAGCAAUAUGUUGUGAAUGUGGACACCAUGGACUGCUCAUGCAGAAAAUGGGCCAUUACUGGCAUUCCUUGUACGCAUGCCAUAACUGCAAUGAAAUUCCUCAACAUCAAUGCAGAAGAUUACAUUGCCCACUGGUUUAGAAAGUCCACCUAUGAAGAGACUUACAACCCCAUCAUUAAACCUAUCAAUGGUCAACAUUUAUGGGAGGUCACACCCUAUUCAGACAUAUUACCACCAAAAAAGAAGACAAUGCCUGGAAGGCCAAAGAAGAAACGAAGAUUGGAAGAGUGGGAGUUGAAGAAAAAUGCAAGUGAAUUAAGAAAGGGUGGGCAAAGCAAAAGAUGUGCCAUCUGCAAACAACUUGGACACAACAAAAAAGGUUGUCCACUGAGACCUACAACCCAAUCUACUGAUGCACAAACAGAAGCCACUCAGGCUCCACCUACAAACCAAUCUGCUGAUGCUGGUCCUCCACCUGAACAAACACAACCCACUCAACAAUCCACUGUGCUUGGUACUGAUGGUGGUCCUUCACAAGCACAACCCACCCAACCAGAUAUGUGA
Messenger RNA from Vigna radiata var. radiata (mung bean), 1155 nucleotides. RefSeq lists its product as uncharacterized. The coding region runs from base 1 to 1155 and encodes 384 amino acids. The transcript has 5 exons. The record is from RefSeq and is a predicted model, not a curated record. NCBI's taxonomy places the organism in Eukaryota, Viridiplantae, Streptophyta, Magnoliopsida, Fabales, Fabaceae. Gene Ontology annotation, molecular function: nucleic acid binding; zinc ion binding.